CUGAUAUCACAGUCACAUAUCACCGGAAACUGCCCUAUCACGUAAGCUGGGUAUUUGUGGCACUGGUCCCGCUCCUCUGUGGCCCUGUGCGGUAGCGGGUGAACUGUGCAACGAGUGAGAGGUGCCAGGGACGAGUGGUGGUGCAAGGACACCCUCCCCCCAACCCCCACUAAGAUACCCCUUCGUGCCCAACAAGAAGCAACAGGAAGAACAGAAAUCAUGGUUUGCUUUCGUCAUGCACUCUGCAAGCAAAGAAUGCUGCUUGUGAAUUCCUUCUGUUUCUGCUUGCGGGCGGUGGGAUCGUGGGUCCACAACUCUCAAAUGCAGAAUGUGAUCCACACUGCAUCCCUCACCGCUUCACUUCGGUCGGCAUUCCCUUGACACACGGCACCACAAAGUCCUUCUUUUGGCCCGAGGAUGACGUGAUGGACAUCUACGUGGACGGGAACGGCAUAAAGUUGACCCCUGACCUCGAGCAUCUGCCAAGGGAUCGGUGGCACGAGGUCGAGAUGGAGGUCAACCUGACGGACGAUAAGAUGCUGGACAUAACAGGUCGUCACGGGGGCGGGGCAUUUCGUCUCAGCUCCCCAAGCCUUUCCAUUGACGAGUGGAGGAGCUGCGAAGGGAGGUUCUGUUCGGCACUCGCCUUCGGGACGAGCACAGCCAGCUGGUGGGCCUUCAGCUGCGACGCUGCUCCGUGUGGGUGUCCAGAAUUUGCAGAAUGUUCACACACUACUGAACAACGCUGCACCCCCCUACAGCUGGUUGAGUUCAGCCUCCUCCUCGACCGACCUCAGACGGUGUUUUGGCGUCCAGAGUCCCUUGAAAAACCAAGAGUCAUUUGGGGCAAGAGACUCGAGCAUUCCUUCGAACUGGAGGUGAAGGAGGACCUCUUGUUCAGCUGGCUCAGGUUGGAGGUGGUGCUGGUGAAAGGAGGAACCGCCGGAAGAAGCAGCUGCACCCUGAAGGUCCCCGGCUGAACGUGUCGCAGACGUGUUCCGCCGAGAUCGACACCGAGAUGAUGUUCGACUUCCGGUCCCCCGCCGUGCUGGCCCUCGGGUGCGAUCUACCCCCGGGGGAAG
This is a messenger RNA of Penaeus vannamei (Pacific white shrimp), 1082 nucleotides long. RefSeq lists its product as uncharacterized. Lineage: Eukaryota; Metazoa; Arthropoda; Malacostraca; Decapoda; Penaeidae. The record is from RefSeq and is a predicted model, not a curated record.